GAUUGACGUUUUCAUCAUAUUUUGUGUGUUGAAAAUUCGGAAAAAACUCGAAAAAAUACAGUGUAAACCUUCCAGACUAUUCGGAAACUUCAAUUAGACACAAUUCCAGUAUAAAAUAUCGAUAAUGUAGCUAUUGUCAGUGACGGAAAACCAUAGAAUCUCAUCAUGUAAAGAAACAGGGUUGGAAAAUGUAGUGGGUAGUGAUAUUGAGAGACCGGGACAAGUUUUUUCGGGGAAGUAUGUUUGUUGUUCGUGUCGAUCGGUGAAUUUGUGGCGACAUAACCUUAAAACUGACGAUGGGAGGUGUGGGAAAAUAAGAAACACCAUGGUCUAGAAGGGCCAUGUCUUCGCGGUUACGUACCAACGCAGCUGAAGAGACGGGAGUACUGACCACGCAUUUUGGUGCACAGAGUUUCUCUUUAACCGGAGAAGAGGACAGGUUGGCUGUUGGAGGGGCGCAGGCGUCAACUUCCGCCGCGACCGGAAAAGGAAAGUGCCGCACAAGGAAAUCCGGGGCUUCCGGUAGUCUCAGUGACAGCUCGUCCAGUGUCAAGAGACAGGAAUCGUCGCCAACUUUGACGCUCAUAUCGUCAAAGGUAAGCUGGCCAUGCGACCGCAGCGUUGUCCAAUCAAGGUGUGUGUAA
Messenger RNA from Sitophilus oryzae (rice weevil), 644 nucleotides. RefSeq lists its product as uncharacterized. The record is from RefSeq and is a predicted model, not a curated record. The transcript is spliced from 3 exons. Lineage: Eukaryota; Metazoa; Arthropoda; Insecta; Coleoptera; Curculionidae. The coding region runs from base 342 to 644 and encodes 100 amino acids.